AUGUUUACUUCAAGUUCACUAAGUGCUCUGUUGCCGCCACCUAAAAACGCUCCCGCAACAUCUUCAAAUGACCAACUUCAAAGGCAGAUAACUGCAAAGAACCUAAGUGAUGAGGGAACGAAAUCGAAUAUAAAACCCAAGGAUCCUGGAACCACAACUGCUGAAGCGCUCAUCGCUCGGAGCCGUAUAAGUUUUCAUGAGUUUAUGCCUUUAAGACAAAUGACAAGCAACGUUUCUAUACCGUUACCAACCGAUAAGGAAAUCGAGAAAACAUGGCUAGAUACUAAGAACGUUUUAGAUGGUAUUCUUAGCAAGAACACGCAAUCGAUAGACUUUGAUCCACUUAGAAACAGGAGUGAGGUAAAGAGCAUUGAGAUAAGAAACAGUCAUGAACCCCAAGGCCCAAAAAAGUCCGUAAAGGUCAUAAAACAGGUCUCUGAUCCACUGCAACCUAAGAUGUUCAAGAUCAAGAAGCGGGUGGCUCCUCCCGUUGAAGAACCGUUUGCCCCCAUUUUGCACAAAUCGGGCUCCGGUGGUUUCACCUUGACGCAAGAAGAGAAAGACGACUGGAAUAUUCCAGCUGCCAUUUCUAACUGGAAAAAUCCCAACGGCUAUGCUGUUGAUCUGCAGAACAGAGUAGCCUCUAGCUCAAAGGUUGAAAAUACAUUCAGUGGACGCAGCAGUAAAUCUUUAGAACUCUCUAAUGCUCUUGAUCUUGCAGAGAGAAAAGCACGGGAAGAGGUUCAUUUGCGGGCCGAAAUCAAAAAGCAGGAAGCCGAAAGGCUCACAAGAGAAAGGGAGGAAAAACUACGUCUUAUGGCUCUUCGAGCAAGGGAACGAAAAGAUCAUGGGUUAGCCCAUUUUUUUUCCUCAGCUGAUCCACAGGCCGACCAAGCUCGUCAAAGACAGAUAAUUGCCGAAGAAAGGCGCAAACAACUUGAACUGGAGGCACGACAAUCGAAGUGGUCCACAGCCGACAGGCUCAGGUUUUUGGCACAUAGCCAGGGGAGAGACGUUUCUGAGAAAGUUAUUAUAGGUGCUGCGAAAACAACCGAUUCUGAAGAUAUUGUGCAUGACUCUAGAUUAUACACCAAGGCAGCACGACGAAAUGAAUCUCAAGUUUAUGACAGUCCACUGUUUAUGCAAGAAAGCAGGAGCAGUAUUUAUCGACCCAAAGUAGCUUCGUAUGCUGUUGAGCGCGCUGGUGAUACCCUGAGAAACCUAAAUCAGAGCACAGGAUCCAAUGAAACUCAAAAUUCGAAUCACAGAGGUCCAAUAGCAUUCACAAGAGCUGAACGUAGCGAGAGUGCGAGAACUGAGAAUGACGAAGCCGAGGAGCGAGAAGUCAAAAGGCCGCGCAACGGUUAA
Molecule: messenger RNA, 1368 nt
Organism: Lachancea mirantina
Lineage: Eukaryota; Fungi; Ascomycota; Saccharomycetes; Saccharomycetales; Saccharomycetaceae
Source: the annotation of a GenBank genome assembly